AAAGUACAACAUUCAUCACUAAAGUCUAAAGAGAUGCGGAUGACUGACAUAAAAUCUCAAUCUGUAAAAGAUUCAGAAAAUUCCAAAUGUUCAGAUGCUCAUGAAAGUGACAGUGACAAAGAUGACAAUGUUAAGGACAAUCCUGGACAAGAGUUCUGGGAAACUAAACCACAGGUUUCCUUAGCAGAGAGGACAGUUCAGACUUCAGUUGGGCCACAGAGAGAAAUGGAGCCCAGACAAAGUAUCAGUAUAUUAAGUGAUGGAGCGGGUUGCUGCGAGCCACAAGACUCAGAGAAGAAACAAUUGGACAAAUUAUACGGCAGUUUAGCACAAGGCUGUGUUUAUCCACAAGAUUUAAACAGACGACUGCGGGAUCCGAGUAUCCCCAACAAUCUUUUCCACUCUGCUCAGGUAAACACCUGGACCAGUUGUGCCACGAUGGACCAAGCAGUGCCAUGUGGACUGAGCCUGGCAGCAGCUGUCAGGACUCCAGAAACUUCAGGGUUUUCUGUGGGCCUCCAACAGCACGCACCGGUACAGGACCUGUUAAGCCUGUCCCACUUUGGAGGCUUUCUGUUUUAUCCCUACUCCAGCUUCCCUGCAGCAUCAGCCGAGUACCUCAUUCCACCAGUGGUCCACAGCUGGGACUACUUUACCUCUCCUAUGAUGUUGUCAUCUGUUCCUGCUUUGGGUGGUGGUGGAUUGAGAUAUUUUGCCCCUGAUUUGCUAAUGCUAGCCAAAACAGAUCAGAAGACAUCAGUGGACGAAGCUGAAAUUGAUUGCAAUCAAGAUGAGUCACAAACAGGGUGAAAAUACUGACUUGAGAGCAGCUACUGCUGAUUUAAAGUGUCCCUGCAUGUGGUCUACCUAUUCCCCACCUACAUAAUCCAAAGGCUGGGAUGACACUGAACCUUUUACUUGAACGUUUUUAACAUGUGUAUUGGUAAAGUCUGAAAAUUGUGUGUUGGUAAAGUCUGAAAAGUGUGUGUUGGUAAAGUGUCAUUGUGGGGGCCUUGCCUUAGAUUAAUUCAUGUACAUUGACAUGAGAAGGAACAACUUCCACAGGACUCCGAUGUAAAAAGGUUUAAAACAAAGUAUUUUUAUUCCACAGUUCUGUAGUACCUUCUUUCAGGACUAAUCAAAGUUAAGUUCUACUAAUCAGCAAACUGUACUACUGUAAGAAAACUGUGUGGCUCUAUCCAUAACUUAACCCAUAACUGAACAAAACAAAUGUUUUAUCCAAGCAGUGAACCAUGUGGAAGUGGCCAAACUGCAGUUCAUCGAAUGGCCACUUGAGGUUUCAAACGGGAGCAAUCUCAUUUAGACCCCCAUGUCAAAAUGCCCAAUUAACAAUUAACAGCAGAAAUAAACAUGUUUACAACCUGGAACAAAAAACGGUUUUGGUCUCUAUAGCUAAUUUCAUGACAAGUUCAUGACAACUGAACGGGGGUGCAUUUUUAUAUAACUCAUCUGUUGUUAAUUGGGGGCAUGGACUUCUGCAUACGAAACAUAGAAAUCAGAGAUUCUGGGAAGAACUAGCAGCAAAAGGUAUUUAAGUGAUGCAAAUUCAUUUUAAAAAUGUUAUGAGGCAAAUUAACUCUCAAUACAUAUAUUUGCUGUUUGGAGAGCAAUUCUGAAAGGAAAGUACAUAAAACUAUGUCGUCCCUCAUUUUCCUGUUUAACAUAUUUUUAUGUAGAAUGUUGAUUCUCAGAACUUUGUGGAAUGAAUGAAAACUUGAGCUAUUUCAAAGGAUUCAAAGGCUUUAUUGUCAUAUGCACAAAAAUUGGUAAUCCCAGGCUCCACCAACAAUGUAAAAUACAGUAUACCAAAGACAUACAAUGAAAUAAAGUAAUACAAUAGUGCAAUAAAAUACAAGGGACAUAAUGUUGCAAAAUAAAAUGCAGGAAUAAGUAGAAUAUAUACAUAUAAAAUAGAAUAAGAUGAAAUAGAAUGUAAGAUUUGGAAUACUGUACAGUGGAAUUAAAUACGGUAUACUGUAAUACUAUAUAAAUAUGUGGAUAUAUGGAACAAACAG
Messenger RNA from Cottoperca gobio, 2036 nucleotides. RefSeq lists its product as uncharacterized. Lineage: Eukaryota; Metazoa; Chordata; Actinopteri; Perciformes; Bovichtidae. Bases 34 to 810 code for a protein of 258 amino acids. The transcript is spliced from 3 exons. The record is from RefSeq and is a predicted model, not a curated record.